Molecule: messenger RNA, 411 nt
Organism: Glarea lozoyensis ATCC 20868
Lineage: Eukaryota; Fungi; Ascomycota; Leotiomycetes; Helotiales; Helotiaceae
Product: Creatinase/aminopeptidase
Exons: 2
Coding region: 1-411 (136 amino acids)
Source: RefSeq, a predicted model, not a curated record
AUGAGGGAGUGCAUGUACCCAAGUCUGACUGAGGAUCAAGUCAUGGAAGUUCUAGACAACACGCUCAGGGUUGCUGGAAUGGAUCCGUUUUUCGAUAUCGUACUCUUCAACGAGGAUGCCCGCAACUCAUAUGGAGAAACGGUUGGAAGCAAAGUGCUCGAGGCCGCAACUUUUGUGCUGAUUGAUGUCGGCGCCCACUUAUUUGGCUACUCAUCCGAUAUUUGUCGUACAUUCUUCCCUCCAUCCUUUACCAAACCCACCACCGCAGCCGAGGUAGCCGCCCUAUCCCCUAUUAUCCGCACGAAACUCAGUGUCUGGGACACUGUCCUUGAAGCUCAAACUCAAUCGAGACAUGUUCUCAAGGGGUUGUUCGUAAUUUCGGUAGACUCGUACUGCUUCCUCCUGGUGUAG